AUUUGGCUGACCAUUAUAGUUUUCGAGAUUAUUCCAUGUGUUAUACUGAUACUCUGCUUUGGAUCAAUGAUAUUUCAUGUAUGCAGGCAUGAUCAGUCAGCACGCACCUUAGCAAAACAGUUACGUUUUAACCAUCAGGUGUCUUUUAAAACCCAUCACGAGAAGUCUGCAGUAAUAAUGAUGGGUCUUGUGAUAGGAGUGUUUCUUGUUUGCUAUGGGAUGUAUCUGCGUUGUGGUUUUCUAUUACUAUCCUCAUCGCCCUGCGAUGAUGAAAACUACAAAGUUCCUGUCUUGGUUUUAAACUCGGCCAUUAACCCGCUGGCUUAUGCCUGUUUUAAAAGAGACAUAAAGAAGGAGUUUAAAAGACUUGUUGGCGCUGUGUUUUAAAGAAAAUACAUCAGUUUUAACUAAACCCUACCACAGGUCGACGGGUGACUCAGUUUUGGAGGAUCAGGACUUAAAAGACGAUGAAAGGCUUGAGUAGAGACUGCCAGAUGGAUCUGUGACUCUUGGCUGAAAGCGAAUUGGAAUUUGUAAAGAAAAAAAAAUAAAAAACAGGCGUAUGGGGAGAAAAAAAAACAAGAACCUUUGGACCCUAAGAGAAUGUAAAAUAUUAGGGAAAGGACUUAGGAUCAAGUUCACACAGUGGUGGGAGGCGAAAGUUCUUAUCAGAUGGAACCUUUAAUAUCACAUCGUGAGAGUAUAAUUUUAUGUUCACAUCCUGCUAGCAGAGACUUGGUUUCCCUUUUUCCAUACAUUUUGGUGCACUGUUAAAAAAGAAAUAUUCUGCAUGAAUCGAGAAUCGAGUAAAAUCAUUUUUGAGCAUGUGAAUUAAGUAGUGGUUUAUUUAUCUUCCAAAUGCAAAUUAUUCCGAUCAAUUUAGCUUAGCCUAAAUGAAAUGUUUAAGAACGUUAGUACGAUCUGCAUCGACCAUACAGGUCUGAGUACCAGUUUAUUUCUCAUGACGAGAAAGGCCAUCGGUUUCUUUAGCAAACAAGUUUCCAAGCUGUUUCUUUGCUUUGAGUUUAACUUCUUGUAGCAUCUCAUAUAUAUGUAUUUUUUUCGACAGUCAUGCAAUUUUACCUACUCGCUUUUGAUUGGAUAGCGAAAACGAAAAAACUUCUUCUAAUAAAUUGCUGUCUAACUUUUGCCGUAAUUUGAAACACCUGUCGCAGUUUCUAAUAAAGAACUGUCGCAAAUAAGAAUACAAUGAUCUCGCAAUUAUUUAGUGAACCAAGUUAACAAUAAAUUGCAGUAAAGGGAUAACUCACGUGCCUGACUUUGUCCUGUUUGACUGACAGAUGUUUUAGCGCUAUUGCCACGUGACGGUCCACAUUUGCUCUAGCUCUUGCUAACUUAGGAAUACGUCAAUUUGAUAAAUGUGACCCUGCUUUUUACCCAAAAGCGUUAUUGCGAGCGACAAGAGGAGCCCGCAAUCCUAAUCUCCAGGUUUUUUUUUUUUUUUUUUUUUAUUUCUUACUUUUUAACUUUUUAAAUUUCUUACACUUACUUGUAACAAAAGAUAUGUAUUUUUAUCUCUUGAUGAAUAAAGACUUUAUUAUUAUUAUUAUUAUUAUUAGGUUGUUAUUACGCAUGCGUCGCAUGUAUAUGUAGCCAGCAUUAGUUUGGACCUCCAGUAAGAAUGAAGGGAAUGCACAGAACGCAAUUUGAUCACACGCGUCUCGACCUUCUGCCCCUCGUAAUCUGAUCACGCGUGUUUUAAUCAUAUGUAACGUGAAACGUACGCAAAGCACAGCGAUGGAGCAAAAGCGUUUUGACCUUCGAUUGUUGUCGCCCACACUCCCUAAGCUUUGGUUAUUACUAGUUACUAAUUAUUUCACAUGCGUCACAUGUAUGUAGCCAGCAUUCGUUUGGACUUCCACAAAGAAUGAAUCGAAUAUACAGAAGGCAAUUUGAUCACGCGUGUUUGGACCUUCUAUCACUCGUAAUCUGAUCACGCGUGUUUUGACUAUCUCUCACGUGAAACGCACGUAAAGCACACUUAAGCACAGUGAUGGUGAAAAAGCGUUUUAACCUUCGAUCGUUGCCGCCCGCACUCAGUAACCUUUAGUUAUUACUAGUUUGUAAUCUAUGGUUGAUAAGGACUUCCUUUAACCAGUCCGGGCCACAACCAGAUCUGGAUAUAUGAUGAGGUCACCCACAUUUGCAAAAUGGCGCCCACGCCGAGAAACAAGGGAAGGUCACUUCCAGGCUCUUAGCUGCGCCUAGAGGUGUCUUUUCCCCAUACUACUUUGAGAGCGGUGACUUUAGACGAUGCGAAAUCAGGGGUGUGAAGAAAAAAUGCCGUCCGAUGAACCUUUGUGCGUUCUUGGGAGGUAAAACGACCGAGCGCGAGAGUUUUUCAGCUCAAAGAAAUGCCGGACAAGGCACAAAACAUCUAAAAAAAGAAAGUGAGUUUCAAUUUUCUGAUCCUUGAAAAAAUUUUUUUUGAAAUCUACAUAAAAUUUGCUUGUUGAUGGUGGUCUUUUUGGUGUAGUGCAUAGCGAAUUCAAAUAGUGCUGUGCUUUGGAAGAUGCAACAGUCAGUUGCGCUGGUUUUCAUUGUAACGCCAUGUUUAUUUUAUGUUAUCUUGCAGUCGGAUGGAAAAGCAAAAGCAACUUGUUUUUGCGGCAAAAAGAUGCCGCCGGUUUGUUCGUGGAGAACCGUAACCAUGGUCUUGCCUGAUGAUCAAAAAGUGGCAAUAACAAAACAGUUCAAACACUGUUAAGCUUAUUCAAAAGCUAUUCAGCUGUUACCAAGAAAGGGAAUACGCGCUCCAGUCAGAAGACUCGCAUUUAUAGAAAAACACCAAGCUGGAAUCUACUGAGUCAUAAUGCAUUUCUCCAUAGUUGAUGCAGCUUCAGCUGAAGCUGCACUUAAUUCUUAUAAUUUUGUAUCUGUAAAUCACUAUCCGUGAUAAUUUAACAUCCUGCAAAGAAAACUCAUGAGCUGGGCCCAGCGUGAUACAACUUUGCAAAAAAAACAACCCGAUUUUUAUUCACAUUCACGGAGUAACAAAAAUCGCUUAGUUAUUCAGAUCCAGAAGGCACUUUGGAGAAAAUUAGAACCCUUAUUCAGCCGUAAUAAAAUGCUUUACGCUUCAAAAACUGAGGUCGCAGAAAAUGCUAUUGCAUUAGAAGGAAAAUCCUUCAGACCAGAUACAAAAACCACAGUAAAUCGAUAUGUGUGCCACUCUCAGUGUGAAACAAGUGGCUAAAAACACAAUUGCUCAGUGAAAAUGUGCAACCUUCCAGAUCAUAGUGUACCCAGCAGAGGAAAAAAACGUAAUUGGAACGAGCAGCGUUUUGGCAUGAGGUAAAAGUCGUGUAGGCCUACCACCCCACUUUAUUGCUAUUAGAGCACGAUAAAGUCCACCUCUGAACUGGUGAAUGGUAUUUUAUUAUUUUCAUCAAUAAUGGGUUUUGCAACACGAAAAGACAGACAUUGAUUAAUUACUGUUUACGACCCUUCGUUAGUGCAAUUUACAGAAAUUUUAUUUCUUUUUUUACCUUCGCAUAUUAAUCCAAAGUGUUUGACGAUUUAAAUAUUGAAAAUUAAUAUUCAGCACUCCUUCGAUCGCAAUUAGAUUUUAGCGCGUAUGGUAUUGCUCCCGAAGAAGCAUAAAACACACUACUCUAGGCCGAAGCGGUGCUUGCAAAAAGUACUCCAAACACGACUUCUUUAUACCUUUCCACUUAAAAGGUAUCAGUAUUUCAAGUAUUCAAAUUCCCUACUCUUCCCUUUCGAUCGGUGACGUCGAGUUGCUUCGGGUCUCUUGAUAUCAGAAGUCCAGGCGUUUUUGCAGAAACCUUCCUCGAUCAUUAUCAUCUUGAUAUUUGUAAAUCGAACGCUAAGACGCAUAAAAUCAUCUCGCUUAAUCGGUUUGAUAUUGCAUGCUGUUACUUUUCUUCAAGGAACAUCCCAGCCAUAGCGCUCUUUGCUUCGACAUUUCUGUCGACCUUAGUCCUUAGGCGGUCAAAUCAAUGUUUUGGUUGCCGUCUGGACCAAUCACACUGCAGGAAAUUAUAUAUCCAGAUCUGGUUGUGGCCCGGACUGUUAACUGUUAACACGAAUGGAGACCUGGUUUUGGAUUCUCUCCUGGUUUCUUUCAUUACUGACCAUCACUGGAAAUAAAUUGAAAAUCUUCCUCGGCUCAUUUGCAGCAGACGAAAUCUCCGCACCAAAACCGACGCGAUUAUUCUUUCCCUCGCCGUGGCAGAUUUCUGUGUUGUAGUUGAGCGGAACUCCUCCUCUAUUUUUCUGCGACAUUACGGCAAAAACACCUGCUACUGGCCUCAACAUUUGCUAUCUUGGGUGAAUUUUAUAAGGUGGCUGUUUAGUAACACUUCCCUUGGAAACUUAUACAAUUUACAACUAGAUCGUUUGAUUGCUAUCGUCUAUCCUCUAAAGUGCAUUUCUUAAUUUAUGACUCGUCGUCGAAUUGUCCUUUAGCUAUUUUCUUCUUUUGGACUAUAACAUUUGGUUUUGUGGUGUUUCAGUUUUCAUUUCGUUUUAGUUUAAAAACGAGUCUUGCCACUGCUCCUUUUAACUGGCUGUAUAUAAUUUCACUCGAGAUCUUCCCAUGUGCUCUGAUUAUAACCAGUUUUGUAUCAAUGAUUUUUCAUGUAGGCAAGCAUGAUCGGUCAGCACGCACCUAAUAGCAAAACAGUUACGUUUUAACCACCGGACCAUCGGGCGUCUUUUGAAACUCAUCGCGAGCGGUUUGCAGUAAUAAUGAUGGGUCUGGUGAUAAGAGUGUUUCUUGUUUGCUAUGAAAUGUACCUACGUUGUAGUUUUCUAACACUAUCCUCAUCAGCAUGUAACGAUGAAAACUAUAAAAUUCCUUUCUUGGUUUUAAGCAAAACAGUUACGUUUUAACCAUCAGAUGUCCUCUAAAUUCCACCACGAGAGGUCUGCAGUAAUAAUGAUGGGUCUUGUGAUAAGAGUGUUUCUUGUUCUCUAUGGAAUGUACCUGCGUUGUAGUUUUCUAACACUAUCCUCAUCACGAUAUAAUGAUGAAAACUAUAAAAUUCCUGUCUUGGUUUUAAACUCGGCCAUUAACCCGCUAGCCUCUCACGCAGGCGUUUUUAGGGGAGCUCGUAUUGCUUCCCUCCCAACAAACGCCUGCUCAACCCAGAACAACAUUCCUUUCCCAUUGUUACAUUUGCGUGGUAAGUGACCAAUCAACGGUUUUAAAAUAAAGUGUUGACAGGCUAAACAUGACUCAUAAGCUCGUGAUAGUGAAAAAACGUGACCCUAGAGUUACCGUUUUUCUUCUUUUCUUUCCUUCGCUAAGGUUAUGAAGUGCACGGAGAAUUCUAAAAUCUGACUGAGUAAAUCUUACUUUUGUCGCUCUGAGUCUAACAUUUAUUAGAGGUCAUCAAGGUUUCUCAAAGUCUAUUGCAGAUCGCGUAAUUAUCGGGUUACCCUGCGGUCAAGGUCAACUUUCCAGAAUUUGGAAAGUACAACGUGAUUGGCUAAGCGUGGGAAAGGAAUAUUGUUCUCUGUUGAGCAGGCGUUUGUGGGGAGGGAAGAAAUACGAGCUCCCCUAAAAAGGCCUGCGUGGGAGGCUAUUAACCCGCUGGCUUAUGCCUUUUUCAAAAGAGGCAGUCAUAAAGAAGAAGUUUUUAAAAAAAGCUUACCAAGUGAAGCCCUCGCACGUAUGUGUUUGACUCAUUUUCUACACUGUAGGUCAUAACAUUAAUUGAAGUGGAAUAAAGAGAGUGACAAGCUUAGAACUGGCCAAUAUGUGGCCCUUUUGGACUCCCGCUGAGUUGAAAUUUGGAAUCAUGAUAUUUAACCCUUUUUAAAGCCCCAAUAUCCACAUACAAAUUCUCCAAACUGAUCUCCAUACAUUUCCUUUAAGAAUUAGUUGGGAGAAUUUGAUAGCAGAUCAAAGCAUUUUCUCUUAAGUGAUCAUUACAUAAAUUCUCAUAACCUUAUCUCUUGACAAAGUAUGGAUAUUGUUGGGAGAAAAUUGAUGUUGGUCACCAUUGGGACUUAAAGGGUUAAGAAAGGAGCAAGACCCAUAAGACAGUACGCAAAAAUCCGAUUUCUGUCUUAGUGUAUUUAAAUCAAAUUGCCGCUGACUUCUCGUUAAAAGAAAGCAUGAGGUAUUUCUCCUUCUGCUCUCGAAACACAAAUAAAUAAACAACUCGGAAAUGGAAUAUAAAUGAUCUGCAAACAUGAUUAAGUUAAACAGGCUGUCUGUUAUAGCAACACGGCGUUGACGAUGGUGGAGAGACCAGGAAGCAGGUAACCUAACCACCUACCUUCCAACCGCUCUCACAGAGUAAGUAAGUAAGUGUAUCUGUCAUUCAGAAACGAUCGAAUUAGGGACGGACCAUUAGAAAACUUAUGGGGGGGGGGGGGGGGGGCGGGCGAAGUACAAAAAAAAUAUUCGCGCAAGGGAAAAUUAAAUGAAAAAAAUUCAUGCAAGCCAAUUAAUCCUAAAAAAUAUUCAUGCUAUGGCCUAAAAAAAAUUCAAACAAGGAAUUUGAUAACGAAAAAAAAUUCCUGCGGCUCAAAAAUUCCCCUUCCCCCCCAUAACGUUUCUAAUGGUCCGUCCCUUAGAUCCAAUGAUUGAUUAGUGAACCCAUAUGCUUUGAGCUUCUUGAUGACUAAAUUGUGACAUAGAGAGUCAAAGGCCUUACUCAUGUCUGUAGAUAGAAUGGUCACUAAUUCUUUACUGUCGAUAGCAUGUUUCCAGUCCUCUGUAAGUCUUGCUAGUGUCACAACUGUGAUUCUUUCUGUAUGCUGUCAAUCUUGGAGAUGUAGGGUCAAAAUAAUGGGUUAUUUGUUUGCUAAGCAGUGAUUCAAAAACGUUGUCAAUAAUCGAUAGCGUCGUGAUAGGUCGAUAAUUUUCUACAUUAUGCUUGUCCCCUUUCUUGAAAAUAGGAGUGAGUUCUCCCCUUUUCCAUAUAGCUGGCCAGUUACUAUUUUCAAUACAUCUGUUGUAAAGAUUCGUCACUGAUGGUGCGAUACCCUCUGCAACUUUCUUCACUAAUUUAGGCAUUAGUCCAGUGUCACUACAAGAUUUUCGAGGAUUGAGGUUUUCAAACAAAUCUUGUGUCUUUUGUAUUUAUAUGUUUGAAUUGAAGUGAAGAGUACUAUAGAUGGUUUCGAUCAUUUGAACACUACUGUGCUUGUUAAAUUCAUUUUCAGUUAAACUGAUCACAUGGUUGCCACCGAUAUCAGAUGCAAUAGUGGAGAAAUAGUCGGCGAGAGUCUCAGCAACUUGCCUUUGAUCUUCAAUAAUGCCAUCCUCAUGUUUGUUUUUAAGGAAUAUUGGAUUAGCAUCUUUUGUUUUGUUGUUCAGGAAAGGUUGAAAUGUAUCGAAAAAGUCAUGUGGUUUGGACUUCAUUUCUUCAGACUUUUUGUACCAGUAUGCAGUAAGAGCUUUCCUUCGUUCACGAGUAGCAAUAUUUCGUUAUUUCUUUUUAAGUUCAAAGUUUUCUGGUGUGCGGUCUUUUGCAAACUAAAUGGCAUAUUUCCUCUUGUUUCUAACUGCCGCUUUCCAUUCUUUAGACAUGAAACAUACAUCUCUUUCACAGAGUAGACCACCGUUCCUUCACAAUUUAUCAGGUCAGUUAUUUAAGGUUGAUUGAUUUUCCGUGCAAACGCUGGUAAAUUUUACGCACGUAAAUAAAAUACAGGCAAUGUAUGAAAGGCCACGCGUAACCGUGUUGAGCGAGGUUCAACUUUUACGUUUAUGCCUUGCCUUUCAUAUAGCCUAUACGUGGCAGUGGAAAUCCACCUUUAGUCUUAAAAUGUUGAACGUGGAUCACUCAAUUGUGAAUGGCAAUGCGAGACGCGACAUGCAAUGUUAACUGAGAAACUGCAGAACUGUAAUGGUUUCUUCACAACAGAUCUCUAUCCCCUUUUCUAAAAUUCCGACAAAGACAAAGAAUUUUCGUUCAAUUUUUGACAGCAACAUGAAGCAUUUAUAAACACCGACACGAGACGUUUUAAAAUUUCAGACGAGCGACAUGGGACCCCUCCCGGGCAGGGCCUCUUAAGUUUCCAUCUUCAUUUGUCUGUUCCUCGGUAAAUACAGCUGGGAAGAUUUAAGUCUUUAAUGUGAUGUUCAGUCCUUCAGAUAUUCUUCAAAUUGCACUGUUGUGAUCCGUGAAGCUUUAUUUUUGCUGUCCUUGCUAGUUUUUAGGCAGUACUAAGUACUAGCUUUUUCCUCUUCGCAAUGUGUAAAAAUUUCCGCCACUUUCUUAAGCACUAAAAAGCUCAUCCUAAUCUCCAGAGCAUCUUGUUUUUUGCAGCGCCUUAUUCUGCAGCAAGAAAUUUUUUGAAUGAAUAUCAAUAGGAAUUAACCUUGACCGAAUCAAAAAAAGGGAAGAUACAGCGGAACCCACCAAGAGGACAUGACAUAAUGUCCGUUAACUAAUGGAUUGUCCUUAAGCGGGCUGUCAGGAAAAAACGCCAGCUACUGUCACAUGUUGUAUCUAUAUAAAGACAUUUUAGCGAGAAAACGUUCGAUUAAAUUUCUUAACUGGAUCGAUCUUCAACAAGUUACCGAAAGUUACGUUCAUCCCAAAGAAAUCUCACGAUCAUUUGUCACAGCUCUUGACUUAGAAUAUAAUUACUAUUUUCGUUGUUUGAAAUGUAUUCCUUAUCAUUAAACUACUUAUAGGCAGUUAUAUUUCUUCUUGAUGCAAAUUGAUUGUUACGGCUCUGCACAAUACAAAUUAUCAUGACGUUCAUUAGAACCGUUAGUAAAAAUAAAAACGAUUAGUACCGCCGGGGGGGGGUGGUACUCCCUAUAAUGGCCUAUACGGGGGGGAGGAUCCACCCAAGAGGGGUACCUUUCCAGGCUUUAGUGGGUGAAUAUAUGAAAGGGCAGGGGUUUUAUUAGUUUAAGUAUAUGAAAAAACUAUGGAAGUCUGUCUUUUUGGUCUGCAAUAGAACCAAAAAAAGGACAAGCAGAUAUAUUUUGUGGAUGUGAAAGAGACAAGAAAACUUCCUAGUUCCGUGAUUGAUUUAUAUUCAAAAGAAGGUGCAAAUACAGCAAUUAAACGUCUAAACUAGGUAUAUGAGAGGAGUACUAUCUGUCAGUAGAAGGUAUACAAAAGGGGUAACUGGUAUAUAAAAGGGUAAGGGGGAUUGGACAUCGCGGCACAGCCUCGCUGUAUAAACUUCGUUGAGUGCCCUCCCCCCUCGGGAUAGUAAAAAAUAAAUGCCACCUGAUAUUUAUGCAAGGUGUUGUUUAUAAUCUCUAGUCAUUAACAACUUCCUUUAACAGUUAAGAUGGAGAUCUGGUUUUGGAUUCUUGGCUGGGUUCUUUCAUUUCUGGCUAUCGUUGGAAAUGGAUUUAUAAUCUUCCUCGUUUGCUGCAGACGAAAUCUCCGAACCAAAACCAACGCGUUUAUAGUUUCACUUGCCGUGGCGGAUUUCUGUGUUGGUUUAAGUGUUAUUCCUUCUCUGUUUUUAUGCGACUUUACAAACACCUGCCACUGGCCUCAACAUUGGCUGUCUUGGGUAAAUUUUGUAAGGUGGUUGUUUAGUUACACGUCUGUUGUAAACUUAUGCGUCUUAGUACUGGAUCGUUUUAUUGCCAUCGUCCAUCCUCUAAAAUACAUUACUUUUAUGACUCGCCGUCACAUCAUCCAAGUUAUUUUUUUCUCGUGGACUACAACAGCUGGUUUUGAGGUGCUUCAGUUUUCACUUCGUGUUAGUUUAAAAACGAGACUGGUUGAUGUUAUUUUUUGCUGGCUGGAUGUAAUUUUUCUCGAGUUUCUCCCAUCUACGCUGAUGGUAUUCAGUUUUGUUUCAAUAAUAGUUCGUGUACGCAAGCAUUAUGGGUCGGCACGCACUUUAUCGAAACAGCUACGAUAUAAUCAUCGCUGUGUGUCUCUUAAAACCUAUCACGGCGAGAAGUCUGCUGUAAUAAUGAUGGGUAUUGUGAUAGGAGUGUUUGUUAUUACCUACGGAAUGUAUUUGCACUGUAGUUUUCUAAUACUAUUCGACACUACUGGAAUGGUAUCAUGCAACGAUGUAAAAUACAAAUUUCCUGUCUUGGUUUUAAAUUCGGCAAUUAACCCCCUGGCUUAUGCUUUUUUCAAAAGAGAUGUAAAGAAAGAGUUUAGAAGACUUAUC
Porites lobata is the source of this 10107-nucleotide messenger RNA. The record is from the annotation of a GenBank genome assembly. Lineage: Eukaryota; Metazoa; Cnidaria; Anthozoa; Scleractinia; Poritidae.